Messenger RNA from Onychomys torridus (southern grasshopper mouse), 1134 nucleotides. RefSeq names its product testis expressed 13A (gene Tex13a). The transcript is spliced from 2 exons. The record is from RefSeq and is a predicted model, not a curated record. NCBI's taxonomy places the organism in Eukaryota, Metazoa, Chordata, Mammalia, Rodentia, Cricetidae. Bases 1 to 1134 code for a protein of 377 amino acids.
AUGGCCUUGAAUCCUGAAGAUCUCGGUAGUGGGUUCCGGCAUAGCAAGGUGUCAUCCUUCAUCAACGAGCAAAUGGCCAAGCAUGACAAAGGCCCUGAUUUCUACCUUGAAAACCUAUCUCUGUCCUGGGAGGAAGUGGAAGAUAAACUCAAAGUCAUCCUGGAGGAUAGAGAGAUGCCUAUCGAAGCUCGGGAAGCCUGUGCCUGGGGCACUCUGGCCUUGGCUGUACGUUUCGCUCAUAGGCAAGGCUGUUUGCAGGGGCACGGGGUGCAGUGGCUACAAGACUUGUCUGGUAUGCAGAAGGUAUCUGCACUCUCUUUGCCAUCAGACCUGAGGCAGCUCACGCACCCACAACAAAUGGAGAGGGAGGUAGCUAGCCAGCUUCAACUGGCUCAGGCCAAACUGGCAGAGGUGCAGAGGGAGCGAGACCUGCUGAGACUGAAGAUCAUUCAGGCAGAGCUGAGGGCUCUUCCCAAUGCAGUAAAACCGGCUGUGCCCAUUCCUUCUGCUGUUGUCAGAAGAGCAGGGACAGGGAUACAAUGGUCAGCUGCAAAAGAAGACUUGGCAGAGUUGAUGGCUGCUGCUACAGGAAGACGAGAAGAUAAAGCAGAGAUGACAGCAGCUGCCCUGGCAGAGACACUAUCUGCCCCCGACGAGGCCUCGAAGGAGCCCAAUGGAAGUUUUCUGAAGCUUCUUGAAGUCAUGAACUGGAAAAAUUAUCCCUUGAAAAGGCAGAGAGUAGGAGAUCUCAAAUCCAAGGAGACAUCUAUGUGCCCUCUCUCCCAGUCCCUGAGUCUUAGAUCCACAUCCUCCUCUGAACCCAUUACUGUCCAACUCCCUGCCUCAUUCACAUAUUCAUAUGAAAGCCCCUUCCCAGCCAUACCUACCACAUCCCAAGUAACAAACACAGACAGACCCUCUCAGAUACAUUCCUACUUCGUGGCCUCUGAGAUGAGUCAGCUAUCCGAUAUGGGGAUCUACAGAGGAGACCAUCAAGAACUGCAGAAAGACAAGAGAUCUUCAGCAUUCCGCAGGCCUGGGGAUUGGGACUGCCCUUGGUGUAAAGCUGUGAAUUUUUCAAGGAGGGAAAGCUGCUUCCACUGUGGGAAGGGAAUCUGGCUGCAAAACCCUUAG